Trypanosoma cruzi is the source of this 3201-nucleotide messenger RNA. RefSeq lists its product as uncharacterized. The record is from RefSeq and is a predicted model, not a curated record. Gene Ontology annotation, cellular component: nuclear pore; cytoplasm. Gene Ontology annotation, biological process: protein export from nucleus. NCBI's taxonomy places the organism in Eukaryota, Euglenozoa, Kinetoplastea, Trypanosomatida, Trypanosomatidae. Gene Ontology annotation, molecular function: nuclear export signal receptor activity. The transcript has a single exon. The coding region runs from base 1 to 3201 and encodes 1066 amino acids.
AUGAAAAGGGGGUUAAUGAUGAGUAGUCGACUGAACAAUCUUGAGAGCGUGGAGGGCUUCUCGUCGCUUCUUUAUGGAGGAGAUAAGGCUGCGCUGCAGCUUCUCACGGAGAUUGGCUGGAGUGGCAUGGCCGCCGCGAUGGGCCUGUCGUUGAUGCAAAAGGUGCUGCAGGAAUCCACAUCGGCAUACGCCAUAUUUUUUGUUUCCCAAACGCUGCGGCAGUUGGUAGAGUCCAAAUUUGGCACGGCCGACCUCGUGUCCCUUGAAUCAUUUUUGAGCUGGUUAAUUGUGCAGCGACACAACUCGCUAAAUGCCUCCAGUGUGGAUGUAUUGAUUCGUCUUUUAUGUGCUGUGGUGAAGCAGGGCUUUUGUGAUGCCCCGGAGCUGCAAAGUUUCCCUCACCGGGUGACAGCUGCGUUGAAGCUGGAGGAAUCCAACUGCUCGGACGGGCACAUUGCACUCUCGUGUGCGAUCCUUGUCGCCUUUAUUGAAGAAGCGGAAAGAGCAGAGGGAACGGUACGCAGUCUUAUCAACCACAAGCGAAUGAUCAAAUGCCUCCGCAAUGCGUGUCUUCUCCCCAUAUUUCGAGCCGCUUCGCAAUGCCUGAAGCGGCUCCAGCAGACGGACGGAAAGGCCAUUUGCGGUUUAGUAGCACUAGUGAAGCGCAUUCUCUUGUUUGAUUUUACGUGUUCAUGCGAUGAGGCGGCAGAUGAUGUCAUGACAUGUGAGUUUCCUCUGGAAUGGGCCGCGGACCUUGUUGAUCAGGGCCUGCUUGUGAAGCUGUUUGAUUUGUACGCUACACCAGUGACGGACCCGAGUUUUCUGUGUGACGUGUUGGAGGCCAUCACACCCCUUGUGUCGGUAAAUGCGUCCCUCUACUCCUCUCGACAACAGCAGGCGGAGUGGAUGAAUAAGAUUCUUUCUGCCACAUUGUCUAUUAUGGAGUCGCGCUCUCACUUGGAAGAGGCCACGGUUCUGCGGGAAUUCUGCCGCCUACUGAAUCGCAUUAAACCAAAUUUUACGAUUGAUGAAAUGCGGAGGGCUCCCUGUUACCAGCGGUGGGUUCGAGCUGUCGCUGAGUUCACGAAGUUAUGCUUUCAAAACUGGCAUCACGCACGACAGUCAUUUCUUUCUCUGACGUCUAUUUGGGCCAAACUGGUAGGCUCUCAAUCAUACUGCAAGGACGGGUGUACAUUAUUUGAGCUGCUCGCACCGGAUGUGUGCCUCUCGUACAUGAUGUCACACCAAGAGCAGGCGGUGCGGUUUGCUACGAGUGGAGAGGCAUCUUUAUUUGGGGAAUACAUUUUAGAUGAGGACGCGGAGACGAGUUCACUGGAGUUUGAAUUUGUAUCUCAAAUUCUGCGUUUCUGUGGGGAGGAGGCGGAAAAGUACAUUGUCAAGGAAAUAUCUUCUUUGCUGGAGGCGCUGAAAAUACCUGAAGUCCGGUCAUCACCGGAGUUGUUUUGUGUGUGUGAACGCCUGGCGUUUAUCAUCACCCUCGCCAGUUCAUGGCUGGGUUCGUACCGCUUCAGCCGCAAUGGACGUGCUUUGGAUUCCACUGUGCUGCUUGCUUGCUUGAAUGUUGUCAGACAAAGCUCUCAGAUGAAUUUUUCCCGUUCCCUGCCCUCUGCAACGAGCCGUCACUUCCACAGAUCUCUUUUAGCGUUUCUGCGUUUUGCGUGGCAUAUAACUCUUUUGAAUAGGAUGGAUGGGUCAAAAAAACUGCAGGAGUCGUUGCAGCUUUCACUCGCCGCGAAGGAUUUCGGCACACUUGCUACUUUUAUUUUGGGACUGGUGGUGGACGAAGUGUUGGAUUGCGUAUCUUCUUGCAGCGAACAGACCGUGUUUGAAGCCAUACACCUGUUGAGUGAGAUGGCCCAAUCACCCUCCACGGCGGUGGUGUUGAGGAAACUGCCUCAAUUUGAUGGCACUCGACUUGUGUUGGAUGCGAGCAACGUGAAGACAUCGAGGAACGCUGCCGUGUUCUACAGAGUAGACUACCACCUGUCACGUAUCCGGGCACAAGUUCAUUUUCUUGGGUGUAAUUCAGAGUCUUCGAGGGCAGAUUUUUUGCGACCCUUGUUUGAGGAGCUUGAGAUGUGCCUGAGAAGAGGGAUGGCAGUUGCCGAUGGCCAGUUGGAUUUCUUCACUCGAGUCAUUUGUUUGUGGCGGGGCGUAUUUCGCUCGUGUGUUGGCCAAAAUGAAUACAAUAUGCUCUUAAGACGUUUUUUUCCCUGCCUUUUUCUCCUGACGCAGCAGCUUCAGAACCAUCUGGGGACGGUGUGCGGCGUGCAGCUGCUUCGCUUGAUCAAUGAAAUUACUGAAAACCGUUAUCGUCGCAUCAACUUUGGUGCCAACGGUGUGGAGGGAUAUCAUCUUUUCCGUGAAGUCAGUAGGUCUUUGGAGAUGGCAGUUCAUUUGGUACGAAGGGCAUUGGGAUCCGGUGAGUUGUGUCUCGGGGAGUGGGGGUUGAAGUGCCUGAGGAUAUUGAUUCAUACGGGAUGUAAUAUUCUGUCGGGGGGUUACUGUAACUUGGGGGUACUGCGCCUCUACGAGGACAAGGCAUUGAAAACCUGCUUGACCGUCCUAUGGCAGGCCAUGAUGUUAGUGGACCGUCACCGUUUCUGCCAAUAUGAGAAACUUGCAAAGGCCUAUCUCAUGCUCGCAGGCGAACUCCUACGGGACUUGCAUUUGUGGUUUCUCUGCGAGGUACCCGUCGGGGAACUUCUCCACGUCAUUCAUAUGUUGGAAAUUUCUCUGGGCUAUUACAUCUCCGGUUCCGCGUCACUUGCAUCGCAAAGCGCGGACGCGCUCGGUAUAUUCACAGGCGUGUUGUGCUGUGCGGAGUGUGACUCUGUGGAGCACCGGGACCGCGUUUGUGGCUCCCUGCUUCACACCGAUCCGAGUCUCUUCUCACGCCUUUUACGGUUGACGUUGGAUGUCGUCUUGUCACGGAAAUGCCCAUCGUCGAAGGCGGAGGUUCUUCUCCGAUCGCUUAUUGCCCUGGACGGGGAGUCGUUUCGGCGGUUAGCGGGGGAAUUUGCGGAAAUUGCCUUGUCGGCCGGCAAGGAUGCGGAGGUGAGGGCGGCAUUUGAGCUAUUGGGCUCGAGUGCGUGUGAGUCCGUUCGCAAAAACAACCGCAGCCUGUUCACAAAAGAGUUUCAGCACUUUUCAACGCUUGUGACCGGCUGCCUUGGUUGA